ACGUCAACCGAGGCUACAGGCCAGGAAUAGUCUUGGAACAUGUCCAGGUCCUUGUCUGCUUUUCGAAAAGAGGCCAGCUUCAAUCGUUUUCACGGUCGUUUCCUUAACGUUUGCGUCGACCUCCCACGCGAUGACAGAUUUCACGGACAACCUCAAGCCGCGCUAUGAUGGCGCAGCUAUCCUGGAAGCCGAGCGCAGCGCUUCGGUCUUGGGCAUAGACGAGCUGUCGAAGCAUCUCCUCUCGCGCGAUGAUUUCCUCGGACGUCAGGAGAAAGUCCUCAAGGUGCUGCGAAAGGAGAAGCUGUUCAACAAGGACCAGCAAUUGAAUCUCUCGCGGCCAGAGCGGUAUCACCUAGGGCUCGCGCGAGCCAAAGCAAUCCGGCGGCUGGUGCGGCGAGAGGCCUGGGAUCAUGAGGAUUACAAGAUGGCUGAGUAUCUCAAUGACGAAAUGAGCCCGUUCCACCUCCACAUGACCAUGUUCGUGACGACGAUACGCGAGCAAGGUUCGCCGGCCCAAAACAAAUCCUGGAUGCCGCGCAUCCUCGACUACGACAUAAUCGGGUGCUAUGCGCAGAGCGAGCUCGGCCACGGGAGCAACGUAAAAGGCCUCGAGACGGAAGCCAGAUGGGACCCAGUGGCUCAAGAGUUCGAGAUCCACAGCCCGCAUUUGACUGCGAGUAAAUGGUGGAACGGCGGCAUGGGGAGGACUGCCACGCACGCCAUCGUCGUUGCGCAGCUCCUCCUGCCGAAGAGUAGUACAGCCCAGCCCAGCACUACCGAUUCCGAGAAUCCUUCGAGAUCUCAUACUACCUCCGAAUACGUCCCUUACGGCCCGCAAACGUUCAUCGUGCAGAUCCGGGACAAGAAGUCACAUCAGCCGAUGCAGGGUAUUGCCGUAGGUGACAUCGGGCCGAAGUACGGAUAUGCUAGCAUGGACAAUGGAUACAUGCUCUUUGACCGUGUUCGGGUGCCCAAGUCGGCCAUGUUGUCGCGGUAUGCAGAGGUCUCGGAUGAGACGGGCGCGUUGAUACGGCGGGGUCACCCAGCCGUGGUCUACGGGAGCUUGACCUUUGUACGAGGGCAGAUUAUCAUGCAUGCAAGGCAUGUGACUCCUUUUUCUGAUAUGAACUGGUUGGUCUUGGCUCGGGCCGUGACGGUCGCUGUUCGAUAUUGUGCCGUGCGGCGGCAGUUCCAGGACCGCGAUGGUGUCGCCCCCACGCACUCUCGCCCACAGGACGAAGUGCAAGUUCUCGACUAUCCGACCGUUCAAAUCCGGAUCCUGCCGUUGCUAGCGGCCACCUUUGCACUGCAUUAUACGGGCGAGUAUAUGUACAAUCUUUAUCACCAGAGCAGGAGGACCAUCGAGGAGGGGGAUUUCGGACCGUUGGCCGCGUUGCACAGUGCCAGUAGCGGGCUGAAGAGUCUGUGCACUACAAUAGCGGCUGAUGGGAUUGAGACGUGUCGACGGGCUAUGGGCGGGCAUGGUUUUGGUGGCGGCAGCGGAUUGGUGGGAUUGAACGCUGAUUACCUGUCCAAGCCGACCGUCGAGGGUGACAACUGGAUGAUCACACAGCAGGUCGCCGCGUACCUGAUCAAGAAGACGACGGAGUGCGUGCAGAACGUGGCGAGUGCAACCCAAGACCCCACGGAGGAGCUGCUGAAGGAUUACCUCCGUGGUCGUGCGCAGCACACGCCACCGUCGUUUCUCGCCGCAGACGGAUCAAUCGAUGAUGACGCACUCGUCCAGAUCUUCCGGUGGCGCGCCGCAGCCCUUGCGUACGCAGCGUAUCAGGCUCGCGUGGAAGAGAAGAAACCUUGGACCAGCCUGAUGAUCCAGCUACACAACCUGUCCCACGCCUACUCUUACCACAUCCUCGUCUCGACCUUCCGCACCGCCCUCUCCUCAUCCUCCGUGACCUCCCUUUCCAAUCCCACACCCUCUGUGCUCCGCACGUGCUUCCGCUUGUUCGCCCUUCACACGCUUUCCCAAUCCGCAUCCUCCUUCCUACUCACUUCUUCCAUCUCCGCGUCAGACUUGCAAGUGCUGGACGCCAAAAUCCUGGAAGUGAUGGGAGAGCUGCGCCCACAUGCGGUGAAGUUGGUGGAUGCUUGGGCUGUGCCGGAUUGGUUGUUGGACAGUGCUUUGGGAAGAUACGAUGGAAAGGUGUACGAGGACUUGUUUGAGCGGGCGCAUCGGAAGAAUCCUUUAAAUAGGACGACGUUCAAUGUGGACUGGCGGAGCGAGGAAGUGGUACUGGGUAGUGGAGACGGGGGAAGACAGCUGCUAGCGAAGUUAUGAAGAUGUUGAGAUCGCUAUGAAUUUAGAGAGGCCGAGGAAGCUAGGUAGUGGAAAC
Messenger RNA from Paraphaeosphaeria sporulosa, 2354 nucleotides. RefSeq names its product acyl-CoA oxidase. Gene Ontology annotation, biological process: lipid homeostasis; fatty acid beta-oxidation using acyl-CoA oxidase. The record is from RefSeq and is a predicted model, not a curated record. Gene Ontology annotation, cellular component: peroxisome. Lineage: Eukaryota; Fungi; Ascomycota; Dothideomycetes; Pleosporales; Didymosphaeriaceae. The transcript is spliced from 5 exons. Bases 131 to 2299 code for a protein of 722 amino acids. Gene Ontology annotation, molecular function: FAD binding; acyl-CoA oxidase activity; fatty acid binding.